Messenger RNA from Oppiella nova, 4077 nucleotides. The record is from the annotation of a GenBank genome assembly. NCBI's taxonomy places the organism in Eukaryota, Metazoa, Arthropoda, Arachnida, Sarcoptiformes, Oppiidae.
CUCAAUGUGUCGACACUGGCCUCGCAAACGCCUCUCCAGACGACGCUCACCGCCAAUCAGGCGAUCGCUGGACAGAUGACACAGCCGUUGACGCUCAAGACCACGCCGCAGACCACCAUCAGUAUGACACCACUGACACCGGCGCAGCAACAGCAGCAGCAACAACAACAGCAACAGUUCCAGCGGCUCAAGGUGGAGGACGCCCUGUCGUACUUGGAUCAGGUGAAGUUCAAGUUCAACAAUCAGCCCCAGGUCUACAACGACUUCUUGGACAUCAUGAAGGAGUUCAAGUCGCAGUCCAUCGACACUCCGGGUGUCAUCCAACGGGUGUCCACACUAUUCAAAGGACAUCCGGAGCUCAUUGUGGGCUUCAAUACGUUUCUGCCGCCGGGCUAUAAGAUUGAGAUGCACUCCAAUGACCAGGUGAACGUAUCGAUGCCUAACGCGCCCAACACUAUCAUAAUGUCUGGCACGCCGUUGGGAGCGACACCAGCGCUGGUAGGCGUGCCUCAACACCAGGUGUCAGUGAUACUGCCGAAAGUGAAUCAGACGACCAGUUUCAACGCGGCUCAGGCACACCAUGCGGCCAUCAACGUGGCGCUCACGGCCGCCGCCAACCAGUCCCGGGUCACAGCCGCCCAUCACGACACCACUGUCCACACGACGCCACAGCAGUCGACGCUCAGCGCAGUGACCGCCGCCACCAACAGCACCGGCGCCACCGUUGCCAACGGGUCGGCCACUGGCGCGGCAGCCAACAACGCGGCCCAACCCGUGGAGUUCAACCACGCCAUCAAUUAUGUGAACAAAAUUAAGAAUCGAUUUCAGGGACAGCCGGAGAUCUAUAAGCAGUUCCUCGAAAUACUUCACACAUAUCAGAAGGAACAGCGCUCUAUAAAAGAAGGAACGGCAGUUCAGGGCCAGAAGAUGUUGACUGAGACCGAAGUGUUCACUCAAGUGGCGAAACUCUUCCAAAAUCAAGAGGAUUUGCUCCAAGAGUUCAGUCAAUUCCUUCCCGACGCCAACGGCUCGAGCGUGUCGUCGGCCGGCGCCUCGUUGGCACUGACGGGACAAAUGCCGGUGACGUUUGGCCACCCAUUGGCCCAUUCGGUGGACACCAUCGCCACGCAUACGCCUGUCAACGAUCAUUCAGCUAUAGUUAAAAAGCCAACAGUUGGCCGACCACUUGUCAGCGCUCAACCAUUUCAGCCUCGAAUCCAAUUAAAGCAACGCUCACACGAAUCAUCGAUUACUCAUCACUCAUCCGCUAAGCGCCAGAAAAUGACAUCUCUUCGGGACGUAUCGUUAGCUGAAGCGGGAAAAUACGGGUCACUCAACGAGUUUGCAUUCUUUGAUAAGGUGAGAAAAUCGUUGCGAAGUUCAGAGGUUUACGACAACUUCUUGCGGUGUUUGGUUCUCUACAACCACGAGAUACUGUCGCGAACAGAACUCGUACAUCUCGUCACACCAUUUCUCGGGAAGUUUCCCGAACUUCUCAAAUGGUUUAAAGACUUCUUGGGCUACAAAGAGGGCGCUUCGGCCUCUAUUUCGACCCUCCAUUCAAAAGAACAGUUGAAUUCAAACCAUUCGAGCCUUCCGUUAGAGGGUCUGUCCCAUCGCGUGGCCUCAAUCCGUGAGAGAGAGCGCGAGAGAAUGAGCUCAGAGAUGGGAAUGGAGAUCGACUACAGUUCAUGCAAACGUUACGGCGCCUCCUAUCGAGCUCUUCCUCGUAAUUACGUGAAGCCUGAGUGCACGGGUCGGACACCACUGUGUCGUGAAGUGCUGAACGAUACGUGGGUGUCGUUCCCCUCGUGGUCUGAAGAUUCGACAUUUGUCUCAUCGCGUAAAACCCAAUACGAAGAAUAUAUCUAUCGGUGCGAAGACGAGCGCUACGAACUGGACGUUGUCUUAGAAACCAAUUUAGCGACAAUUAGGGUCUUAGAAGCGGUUCAGAAAAAGAUGUCGCGUAUGACUAAUGAGGACAGGAAUCGAUUCAAAUUGGAUGACUCGUUGGGCGGAACCUCUGCUGUCAUCCAUCAGAAGGCAAUUAAACGCAUUUAUGGCGAUAAGGCUCAAGAGAUCAUCGAAGGCUUGAAGAAGAAUCCUUCGGUUGCCGUUCCUCUCGUUAUCCGACGACUUAUGAUGAAAGAGGAGGAGUGGAGAGAAGCGCACAAACAGUUCAAUAAGAUAUGGAGAGAACAGAACGAAAAGUAUUAUCUCAAGUCUUUAGAUCAUCAGGGAAUCAGUUUCAAGCAAAACGACAUUAAGUUCUUGAGGUCGAAGUCAUUGUUGAAUGAAAUCGAGACCAUCUUCGAGGAGCGUCACGAACAGAUCGAAGCUAAUCCCGAAGCCAUUGACUCACAGCAGCCGCACAUGACGUUCUCAUAUAAGGACAAGUCGAUGAUCGAGGAGUCAUGUAAUCUGAUUAUACAUCACGUCAAGAGACAGACAUCCAUUCAUAAAGAAGACAAACAAAAGAUUAAGCAAUUGUUGAGACAUUUUAUUCCAGACCUGUUCGCCACUCCCAGAGGAGAGCUCUCUGACGAUGAAUUAGACGACGAAACCGAUGACAAGAGUAGGCCUCAAAGUAAUUGUAAUUUAAAUGUGAAAACGACUGAGAAUUUAAGUAAAAGUACCGAAAAGGAGGAUAAAAAGACUUCACAGAGUUUGGCGGAUAAACCAGACUCACUCUCAUCUAAUGAUAGCAAUGGACAGCACAACCCAAUGCUAAACACGAAUCCUAAUGAGAAAUAUUCAAUGUUUUUCGUCAACAAUAAUUGGUAUUUAUAUUUCCGCUUACAUCACAUACUAUGCGAACGUUUGGCCAAAAUGUACGAAAGGGCAGAGAUUUUGGCCGCAGAAGAGGCCAAAGAGAAGUUGGAUCGCAAGCGGUCCACAGCGUUAGCCCUGAGACUAAAGCCCAACAACGAAGUGGAGGUCGAGGACUACUUUCCCGCAUUUAUCGAUAUGAUUAAACAAGUACUCGAUGGCAAUCUGGACGCCAAUCAGUUUGAGGAUAUGUUGAGAGAGAUGUUUGGCAUUCACGCCUACAUUGCGUUCACUCUCGACAAAGUUGUCCAAAAUAUUGUCCGUCAGUUGCAACAUAUAGUGUGCGACGAGGCGUGCACUCAAUGCACAGAUAUGUUCAACGAGGAGUCCAAGAAUAGCGGGACUGGCGGUGAGUGCGCCACCGCUCACCACAGGAUCGCCAAUGAGUCCGCAUAUCAGAAAAGGGCCGAAACGUUGCUAUGCGACGAGAAUUGUUUUAAAUUCAUUUUCUACAAAAGUGAGGGUAAGGUUACCAUCGAAAUGGUGGACACGGACUCCGAUGAUAGCAGUGACGAACUCGACGCCAUCGAGAAGUGGUCGGACUAUGUGGAGAGGUAUACGCGAGAGAUCGGUGUACCGGAUGAGAUGAAAGCCCUGUUGUCACAAAAGCCGCUAUUUUUGAGGCGAAAUAUUCGGUCCUUUAAAUCGCGAACAAAGAAUGAAAGGGAAGACCUCUUCGACAAGGAGUCGGAGAUUAAGCGCGAAAAGAAGGAAAUUAAUCGCGAAAAUGAUUCCGUUUUGUCCAAAGCGGUGCCCAAAACGGAUUCUACUGAUAAUAAAGAGACCAAAAGUGGCCCAAAAGUAGAUCACAAUUCCGAAGAGACGUUGGAUAAGGCGUUAAAUAUGAUUGAAUCGGUCGACAAUAUUGAGUGCAAAUUCGAUGUCUCGAAGUUUAAGUUGGUUUUUGUUGUUCAAAGCGAGUCCGUUAUGUAUCGUAAAAACUCUAUCAUUAAAGCCAAACAGUCUCAUAAGAGAGUGUCGAAGCGAUUAUUUCAUAAAUUUAACGAAUGGCACGAGAAGUGGUUGAGUGACAACAGUACGUACGACCAGCAAAAGCAAAUACAGCAGUGGUUAGUGUCGAGCGACUUGAGUACAGCGUCGACCACCACCGGCUCAACGACUGCCCCCGAAUGCAAAGCCAGUGUCGCCGGCGACAGCAAAUCGACGUCCGGCGCGACCGCGAAGUCCGCGAAUGUCAAAACAGUCGCACCCGUGACCACCAAAACUACUCAAUUAAUAAUCAAGUAA